Messenger RNA from Schistocerca cancellata (South American locust), 1474 nucleotides. Its product is annotated as pupal cuticle protein 36-like. The coding region runs from base 85 to 1365 and encodes 426 amino acids. Lineage: Eukaryota; Metazoa; Arthropoda; Insecta; Orthoptera; Acrididae. The transcript is spliced from 3 exons. The record is from RefSeq and is a predicted model, not a curated record.
UGUGCGGUGUAUAUAAGCCGCACAGAAACCCCACAGUGGCAUCAGUCAUUGCCUGCUCCACCCGUAACAGCUUCAGCAGCAGCAAUGAGGAUCCUGGUGUGCGUGUUCCUGUUCGGACUGGCUCUGGCCGAGGAGAAGCAGGUAGAGAAACGGGGAGUGAUUGGCUCCCUGGGUAGCUACGGCGGAGGCGCUUCUAUCGGUGGGGGAUACGGGGGCGGCUAUGGGGGCGGCUUUGGUGGCGGUUAUGGAGGCGGCUAUGGAGGCGGCUAUGGAGGUGGCAUCAGCUCUGCGGUUGGUGGAGCUCAAGUGACCAACAUCGCCAUCACCAAGCAGGUGCCCAUCCCGUACCCAGUACCAGUGCAGCGUACUGUCCCAGUACCAGUCAGGGUUCCUGUCACGGUGCCAGUCAACAGGCCGGUACCGGUGCCCGUCCCACAGCCGUACCCUGUCCCCGUGCAGAGGCCGGUCCCAGUACCCGUGACCGUCCCUAGCCCAGUCCCUGUACCAGUACCACAGCCCGUCGUCGUCAACCAGCCGGUACCUGUCGUCGUGGGAGGCGGAGCUGGUGUCGGCGGAGGUCUCGGAGGCGGCUACGGCGGCGGCAUUGGUGGAGGCUACGGUGGAGGCUACGGAGGAGCCAUCGGCGGUGGCUACAGCGGCGGUGGCUACAGCGGUGGCUAUGGAGGUGGCUACUCUGGAGGCAUCGCUGGAGGCUAUGGAGGCUACGGGAAAUACAGCCACGUGUGCGUGCUUGUCCUUGGAGUGGCCUUAGCCGAAGAGAAGAAGACAGAGAAGCGAGGGCUGGAUGCAUCCCUCGGUAGCUACAGUGGGGGUUAUGGGGCCAGCUACGGCAGUGGAGGUGGCUACGGAGGCGACAUUGGAGUAGGUUACAGCAGCAGCUACGGUGGUGGAUUUGGAGGCGGCCUCGUUGGCGAGUCCGUCGGUCCUCAGGUAUCCACAGUAACAAUCCCCAGAGAGGUUCCCGUGCCGUACCCUGUGCCUGUGGAGAAAACCGUCCCAGUCGCGGUACAGGUACCUGUCACCAUUCCUGUAGAGAGACCAGUCCCGGUGCCCGUUUCGCAGCCUUACCCUGUCCCUGUGGAGAGGCCCGUCCCCGUUCCCGUAGGCGUUCCUAGGCCAGUCCCUGUGCCCGUUCCUCAGCCGGUGGUCGUGAGCCAGCCAGUCCCCGUUGUGGUCAGCGCUGGAUCCAUUGGCGGUGGCGUCGCAGGUGGCAUCGGAGGAGGCCUCGGUGGUGGGCUUGCUGGAGGCUAUGGCAGCUACAGUGGGGCCUUCAGUACAGGCUAUGGCGGAGGCAUCGGUGGGGGCUACGGAGGUUACGGAUCUUAUGAGAAAUUCAGCCACUGAUGCCUGAAGCUGAACCCAUCAUCUUCAUCCAACACACGACAUCACAGAUUUAUAGGUAUCAUUUUUAUAAUUAACUGUGCACAAAAAUAAACUUUUUUGUGAAACAUAA